CUUGGAAAUCCCGUGGUAUCGCUCUUUGCCCACACUCAACAGAAAUCAACUGGGACCGCCAAACAAGUCCAAAUGGAGCGAUUCUAACACCCCGCCACCUGAAGUGAACCAUGUGCUGAUCCGUCCUCGAUCUGCUCGUGAAUAUUUGCUCUGUGCGUCACGAGGGCGCGUUUUGACCACCUGCAGAAAUAAAGAGUCAACAAUGGCGACUCCCAGUCCCAGCACCAACUCUCCAGCCUGUGGCAGCGCCAUGGGCCCGUCCGGACCCGCGCUGCGCCACCAAACGCAGACGCAGCACUUCACAGCGGCGAGCAGCAUGCAGGAAUCCAACACAUGCUGGAGGUGUCAGAAUGAAACAGGGUUUCAGAUAAAUCUGUCUGGUGUGCCCCAGAGUAAGCGCAAAGCCCUGAAGUUAAACUUUGCUAACCCUCCAGUCAAACCAAAUGCCAGGCUGCCUGUGUCUUCUGGAACCCCAUCUUUCCAGAACCCACACAUAGAGAGACUGCGCACUCAGAGCAUCGAGUCGUGUGGGAAGCUGAAGAUUUCUCCUGAGCAGCACUGGGAUUUCACUGCAGAAGACCUGAAGGACCUUGGUGAGAUCGGCAGGGGAGCCUACGGCUCUGUCAACAAGAUGGUUCAUAAACCCAGUGGCCAGAUUAUGGCUGUCAAGAGGAUUCGCUCCACCGUUGAUGAGAAGGAACAGAAGCAGCUGCUGAUGGACUUGGAUGUGGUGAUGAGAAGUAGCGACUGCCCAUAUAUCGUCCAGUUUUACGGGGCCCUGUUCCGAGAGGGUGACUGUUGGAUAUGUAUGGAACUUAUGUCUACCUCGUUCGACAAAUUCUACAAAUAUGUAUAUUGCUCAUUAGAUGAUGUCAUUCCAGAGGAAAUAUUAGGCAAAAUUACAUUAGCGACUGUGAAAGCACUGAAUCACUUGAAAGAAAACUUGAAAAUAAUUCACAGAGACAUCAAACCCUCUAACAUUCUCCUGGAUCGAAAUGGCAACAUAAAGCUGUGUGACUUUGGUAUCAGUGGGCAGCUGGUGGACUCCAUAGCCAAGACUAGAGAUGCUGGCUGCAGGCCUUACAUGGCUCCUGAAAGGAUAGACCCCAGUGCUUCCCGACAAGGAUACGAUGUGCGCUCGGAUGUGUGGAGUUUGGGAAUCACUCUGUACGAGCUGGCCACAGGACGUUUCCCGUACCCGAAAUGGAACAGCGUGUUUGACCAGCUGACCCAGGUAGUAAAGGGAGACCCUCCGCAACUUAGCAAUUCAGAGGAGAGGCAGUUUUCUCCCAAAUUCAUCAACUUUGUCAACCUAUGCCUUACAAAGGAUGAGUCGAAAAGGCCAAAAUACAGGGAGCUUCUGAAACACCCCUUCAUUCUAAUGUACGAGGAGCGAGUCGUGGAUGUCGCCAGCUACGUGUGUAAGAUCCUGGACGAGAUCCCGGCAUCCCCCAGCUCCCCAAUGUACGUCGACUGAUUCUGCCUGGGCCCCAUGCGGCACGGCUCUGCACCCCUGCUCCAACACUGCUUUUAAAAAGUGACACUCGAAACCCCAAAACAUGUUGUGCAAUAAGGAUCCGCUUUCAUCUUAAAAAAGAAAUCCAUUUGCUAUAUCGGUCAGCAGAACCAAGAUAGUUCAGAUUAGAGCCUAAUAGAUUGUCUGAUGUGUCGUAUGCCACACGAUGCCACGCGAUGCCAUUCUAGCUGAGCUUGUUUCCAGAAUUGGACCACACAACUUGGAACACCCUUAUUCAGUUCGCAGAUCAUGAAAGCAAUGUUUGUCUCUGUGUUCAUGGGAAUAAAAAAUAAUAACUAAAUUGUGUAUAUAUAUAUCUACUUGAAAGUAAUAUAAGCGAUAUAAAACUUACCAAAAGAAAAAGUCACAAUGAUACACAAAUGGACAGAAAAUGACUACCGUUUCCUGUAACAUAUAUAAUUUCUAUAAUGGGUCGUGUCAUUUAGGUCAAUAUUUGUACAGGUAAAGCACAUUUUUAGUUUGUAAAAUAACUUCGUAUGCAGAAGUAUUGUUCUACUUCAGAGACUCUUGAAAGGAUGGUUGGAGAUUUUCCUGUAGACCUUCUGCUCCACAUCCUUGGAGUUCUGGCUGUUUGGAGUCCCUCCAGUCUGAAAUUCCAACAUUCUUCAAUUCCGUUUCUACGACGCUGAAGUCUGUGCAUGCCGCACCUUGGACUGGUGUGGGAAAGACGCGUAGGAUGCUCAAGCAGAAGAUUUCCAAGAAAGUGAAACAUUAAGUCUAGUUUAAAGAAAAUCUUAAGUUAUCCUUUUUAAGUAGCUUUAUUUCAUGAAUAUGCAAUUCUAACCCACCAAAUCGUGUUCACUGCAUUUAAGAAAAAUCUCCGGUGUAGUGAACACUUGAAUAAAAACUUCAGGACACUUUGACACAAUUGUAACUGUAUGUAUAACUUUGUCAAGCCAUGAUUGCUCAGCAACGCCCCCCGUGGUUCUCCGUUGCAGAAGCUGCCGUUCAUUUUGCCUCAGUAAUUUUUAUUGGCAUGUGACGAAGCACGGCACUUUGACUUGGGGGAGGGAGGUAAAGGACGUUCAGAUGUCUUUGUUUGGCUUGCAUACUACACUUCGCCUAAGCACUAUUGUUUGGUAAAUGAUUUGAAAAAACCAACUAUAUGCCACCAGAGAGCAUUGAAAUACUGCUGAACUCAGUAGUCUCCGUAGUGUGAAAAGACAUUUAUCUGGCCAAAAUAUAAGAGAACUUGGACUGAAUGGUUAACUAGAUAUCCUUUUUAAAAUAGGGGCAGCAUAAUUCAAUUUUAGCCAUUUUAAAAGCUUUCCAAAAAGUGAGCAUUGUACAAAAUGACAAAUUAGUAGCAGCCAUUAGUAUUAGAAGGCAUAGGUGUAGGGUUUUGGGUGGGGGUGGUUGGUGGGUGACGUAUCUCCCCCUAUACUUUCUGCUUACAUUACUCAUAUAAUGUUUUUGGUUGGGUGGUGUGAGCAGUGUAAACCCCCACCAAAGGAAACCUAGGCCACUGUUGGAAGGGAAAAAAGGCUCAAUAUAUGUUUGAAAUCAACAUGUAUCAUUAUACUGUAUCACUAUCAAGUGGGAAAUAUGUUCAAAAAAUGUUCACACUGUGAAAAUAUUUGAAGUGUAUGUUGUGAACGCAGAUAUCUGUAAAAAACACCAUAGUAAUGAGAUGCUGUGCAGAGAUAUCGCCUUAUGUCUGGUUUGGAUGUGCUUAACCUGAUGACUCUGGGCUGCGUUUUGCUCACUUCAUGUAUUUAAGGAAUUUCCUGAAAUCUUUAGUGUUCACAUAGUAUCAGUAAGAUCUAAGUGUCUGCAGGUCAGUCGUGAAGGUUCGGAUGUGACUGUGAGCUUAUUGUCCUGUUUCUCUGUAAGGUCUGGAGUCAGACGAGCACAGUGCUAGAAUAAAUCCAGUGAAUUAGCCUC
This is a messenger RNA of Electrophorus electricus (electric eel), 3421 nucleotides long. RefSeq names its product mitogen-activated protein kinase kinase 4b (gene map2k4b). The record is from RefSeq and is a predicted model, not a curated record. Gene Ontology annotation, biological process: MAPK cascade; protein phosphorylation. Gene Ontology annotation, molecular function: JUN kinase kinase activity; ATP binding. NCBI's taxonomy places the organism in Eukaryota, Metazoa, Chordata, Actinopteri, Gymnotiformes, Gymnotidae.